Molecule: messenger RNA, 4365 nt
Organism: Lodderomyces oxycetoniae
Lineage: Eukaryota; Fungi; Ascomycota; Pichiomycetes; Serinales; Debaryomycetaceae
Gene: PAN1
Product: Pan1p
Exons: 1
Coding region: 1-4365 (1454 amino acids)
Biological process (GO): endosomal transport; endocytosis; actin cortical patch assembly
Cellular component (GO): mating projection tip; plasma membrane; nucleus
Molecular function (GO): actin binding; calcium ion binding
Source: RefSeq, a predicted model, not a curated record
AUGGGGUACAACCCAAACCAGCAACAGCAACAGCAGCAGCAGCCAAUAUACCCACAAGCUACUGCUUUUGGGCAGCCCAACUUGUACGGAAUGCAGCAACCACAGGGUUAUAUUCAAACACAGCCUACUGGGUUUAUCGGAGCACCUAGUGUGAUUGAAAAUCAAGAGCUUAAAAUUCCCAGUAUGAGGCUUUCAUUUAUUACAGCUGAGGAUCAGAAAAAGUUUGAACAUCUAUUCAGAACAGCGGUACCACGAGGUGAGCUGUCAAUCAGUGGUGAUCUGGCCAGUAAUAUUCUUUUGAGAUCUGGAUUGUCACCGGUGGUAUUAGCCCAGAUAUGGACAUUAUCUGACUUUGACAAAACGGGAGCUUUACUCUUUCCCGAAUUUGCGUUGAGCUUACAUUUGUGCAAUUUGGUAAAACGCGGAGACUCUCUUCCUGGCGUGCUUCCAGAGAAGUGGGUCAAUGAGGUGAAGAGCUUUAUUGACGCAAUCAACUUUAGUGUACCGGAUGAUCCUAACAAGAUCCUUGUCAAUACACCAUUUGCUAAGAAGGAUGAUUGGAUGACAGCAGCGCCACCUCAAGUUACUGGUAUUCAAGCUAAUAAUUGGGGAGCGACAACAUUGGCGCCUCAAGCAACUGGCUUUCAAUCAAAUAAUUGGAUUGCUCCACAAGGGACCGGGUUUAAUCAAAUUGCGCUCCAAGCUACAGGCUUCAAUCAACAACCAUCGAGCAUUAUUGCACAAGCCACCGGUGGGAUUGGUCUACCACCUACUACCUCGUUUGGCCAACAAGGAAGCCUUAUUCCCUUGAAGCCACAGCAAACAGCUGGCUUAAUUCAAAAGCCUACUGUUAUUCAACCACAAACUACAGGGUUCUUGUCUCAGCAACGCACGAGCGGUUUGGUACCUCAGAUUACAGGACCACAGGGACCCAGAGUAGGUGGAUUGUUACAGCAAACAACUGGCUAUCAGCAACAAACAGGUGGUGGUUUCAACACUAUUGGCUUGCAAGCGAAUAGAACGGGGCCAAUGCCGCAACAGCUAACCGGAUAUUUGCAACAACAGCCACAACAACAACAGCAGCAGCAACAACAACAACAACAACAACAACAGCAACAACAGCAACAACAAUUACAACGGCAAUCAACGGGAUAUUUGCAGCAACAACAAACUGGACUUUUGCAACAACAACAAACUGGACUUUUGCAGCAACAACCAACGGGAUAUUUGCAAGCACAACCUACAGGGAGACCUGGUGAGUGGGGAUUUGUAACAAUGCCCACAGGAGGAAUGCCUGGGUUGAACACUAUGCACCAAGUAUUUCAUCCAAACAAUACUCAAAACUAUCACGACCUCAAUAAGGUUAUGACUAACAAUGCAGCUAGUAAUGUCACUUGGGCAAUAUCUAAACAGGAGAAGCAAAUAUAUGACAAAUUGUUCCAAGCAUGGGAUACUGGUAGGCAUGGUUAUGUUGAUUCUAAUGUAGCCUUGAAUGUGUUUACAAAGUCUGGGUUAAGUAGACAAGAUUUGGAGGCUAUCUGGACCUUGGCUGAUACAGACGAUGUAGGAAAAUUGAACAAAGAUCAAUUUGCUGUUGCAAUGCAUUUGAUAUAUAGAAGAUUGAAUGGAUUGGAAAUACCACUUAGGUUACCACCUGAAUUGAUUCCUCCCGCCGAUAAGACAUUGAGAGAUACAAUGGAUAGCUUGAAGAAUUCAUUAAAAAACGGUGGCCAAAAACAUACCAAAGCAAAGCCUCAAACCAAACCUGAUGGAACUAGGUUUAAGAAUGAUGACAAUGACUUUGGAUAUGUUUCGGGAUCUAGGUACAGAAGAAAAGGGGAUGGAAAUCCCUCCAAACCCAGAACGUCGAAAGAUUACGACCUUAGUAUUGAUGAUAUGAAGAAACUAAUACGAGAGAAGAAAAUCCUACUAGACGCAAUGGAUGUGGAGGAUGAAGAUAGAUUAUCAUCCGGUGUCAACAAAGAAGUGGACCGAUUGAAGAGUAAGAUAUUUGAGUUGCAAACAAGGAUGGUGUCGUCUGCAGAAAAAAGUCAAAAGGCGGUUUUACUCGACCGCUUGCAUCGUGUGGGAAGAGACAAUAUUCCAAAAUUGAUUGCAAGAUUGAACAAGGUUAAUCUGGAAAUAUCCAAGAAAAAUAUUGAGUUGACUAGGCUCAAGUUGAAGAAGGAAAACCCAACAUGGGAUGACAGUCAUGUUGACUUGAAUGUGACAAAUGACAGAAGCAAAUUUGACUUGAAGCAAAAGAUGGCAUUAUUAACAGGAAAAGGAGGAUCAGAUUUAAUAGAUAGUAAAUUUCGCAGUGCUGUUGAGAAAGCAAAUGCAGAAUUAAAAAGCCAGUCAGAUAUGGUUAAUGAGAUUGAAUCGGGAAUCAAGUCUUUGGAAGAUGAAUGUACAGCAAAGUUGAAAAUAUCAGCCAAGAACCAAGUGGGGUAUGAAAAGUGGGAGAAAGGUUUUGGUGUAAGUAAAGCGGUUGCCGAUUUCGUAAAAGAGUUGUCAAAGAUUAAUGCAAGAGCAGGGUCAGAAGCUGAAUCAAAAGUAGAGUCAAUAGCACAUCCAACCGUACAGCCAACCGUAGAGCCGAGUAUGAGUGCAUCAUCUGACGGAAAGUUAGCUGCCUCCCCGCCAUCAUCGUCCACUGCCAUUGCCACCGCGACUGCCACUGCCACCUCAUCGGUCUCCUACAGCACCCCUGAAGAAAGAGCUGCUUAUAUCAAAGCAGAAGCAGCAAAAAGAAUGGCAUCCAGACUUGAGAAAUUGGGUAUCAGUCGUACUAGACGUGCAGGUAGGAGUAGCAGCACCAAUUUAGAGAAACCAAAGGAUGUUGUGAAAGAAGGAAAUCAGGAGACGUCCACUCCAGUGAAGAGAGAGUCAAGAUACGAUAAAUCCGAAAGUAACGUAGCAGUAGAACCGGUUAAGCAGGUGCCUUUGCGUGUGCAAAAACAGCCAACAGGUGAACAUUUUAAAAACACUGUAACUAGAGAGGAACCAGUUAAAAGUACAGCAGAGCCAUUAGAACAGCAAAAAUUGGAAAAAGAAACUGAUGAGUUUGAGAGUACUAAGAAAGUUGCACCUAUACCAGACAUUGAGCAGAAACAGGUAAAUACAGCAGCCGUAUCUGAUAGCAAGUACCAACCAGUUGCCAACUCUAAAUUGGAAGUGCCAAGUGCCAAGUUUCAGCCAGAAGAGCCCGUCGUUAAGUCUCAACUAGAAGACUCAGCUGCCAAUCCUCAACCAAAAGAGCCAAUUGCCAAUACUCAACCAAAAGAGCCAAUUGCCAAUCCUCAACCAAAAGAACCAACUGCCAACCCUCAACCAAAAGAGCCAAUUGCCAAUCCUCAACCAAAAGAGCCAAUUGCCAAUCCUCAACCAAAAGAGCCAACUGCUAGUUCUCAAAUCACUUCAAUGCCUAAAGAGGUAACUGAGCCAUCUCCAGCUCUUCCCCAAACAACCACUUCAAGCCAGUCUCAACCUCCGGCAAGACAUGAAAAUAACCCAUUCUUCAAAAACAAGUUUCAGCCUGUUGACACUGAAAAAGCAAAUAUUCAACGGAGCUUUCAAAGAGGAAUCUCAAAUGAAAAUAGUUGGAGUGAGUCAGAGGACGAAGAGUCGGAAGACGAUGCACCAAACAGAGCUGGUGCAGCUCAAUUGGCCAACUUAUUAUUUGGAGGAGUGCCAUCUCAAGCGACUGGGAAUUCAAACACCAUGCAAAAAGUUGACAUUCCAUCACAACACACCCCUGUCUCGAGUUCAGAAGAAGAGCUUUAUUCAAGUCCUGUGGGAACUGACGAAGAAAAUAAGCCAUUUGAUAAUGGUAAUAUAUCAAGUAUUCCUCCUGGAAUCUUGAACACCCUGGCAGAAGCUUCAUUUACUCCAACACAGGCUGCUGCUCCUGCCGAAAAUGGAGCUUUUCCUCCUCCCCCACCAUUAGACGUUCCUGUGCCGCCACCUUUACCUGCGCUAUCUGUAGAAACCCCACCUGUUCCACCUUCAGAAAUACCACCACCACCUUUCCCUCCAUCUGCUUCUGCUCCGCCUGCUCCGCCUGCUCCACCUGCUCCACCUGCUCCGCCUUCAGGAAUACCUCCUCCUCCUCCCCCACCACCUGCUCCGCCUUCAGGAAUACCACCUCCUCCUCCCCCACCUGCUCCGCCUUCUGGAAUACCACCUCCUCCUCCCCCACCUGCUCCGCCUUCGGGAAUUCCCCCUCCACCCUCGUUGGGAGAGAGUCUUCCCUCGGCAACUCCAAACAUUGGGGCACUUUUGACGCAAAUUACGGGAGGCAAGAGCUUAAAGAAGGUUGAAACAAAAGUAUCAAGUGGAGCUGAAGUAGGAAGAGUACUUUAA